GGCUAAAGGUAUGUGACAUAAGUGAUGUCUUAAGAAACGAAAGUUAUGGAAGACAGUGGAUUAAAGUGUGAAAAUGGAUAAUCAAUACCUGAAGCACUUUUCAGUUCUGGCCGCUAUGUUAAUCAAUUAUUUUCUCAUUCUCUGAAGAGUAUAACAACUUAUCAAUUUGCCAGUAUCCCAGCCAAAAAAUUGCUAUGAUUAGAAAAACAGAAAUGGAGAUCAAGAUAAUGAACAGGAAGAAUGACUAGGGACUAUGAUAUAAAACUCUCACAAGAGGGAGUAAAUAUGAAGGUCAUGAAGCUCAAUUGCUCUUUGUGGCAGGACAACAGCAUGUCUGUCAAACAAUUUGCAUUUACCAAAUUCUCUGAGGUCACUGAACAAUGUUUCCUUUUAUUUACCCUCAUCCUACUCAUGUUCCUAGCAUCACUCACAGGCAAUGCUCUCAUAGCCCUUGCCAUCUGGACCAACCCAGUUCUCCAUACACCUAUGUACUUCUUCCUGGCCAACUUGUCUCUCUUGGAGAUUGGCUACACUUGUUCCGUCAUACCCAAAAUGCUGCAGAGCCUCGUGAGUGAGGCCCGAGGAAUCUCUCGGGAGGGGUGUGCUACACAGAUGUUUUUCUUUACGUUCUUUGCUAUCAGUGAGUGCUGUCUUUUGGCAGCCAUGGCUUAUGACCGCUAUAUGGCCAUAUGCUCCCCACUUCACUAUGCAACACGAAUGAGUCGUGGAGUGUGUGCCCAGUUGGCAAUGAUUUCUUGGGGAGUGGGAUGCACGGUAGGCCUUGGCCAGACCAACUAUAUAUUCUCCCUGGACUUCUGUGGCCCUUGUGAAAUAGACCACUUCUUCUGUGACCUCCCUCCUAUCCUGGCACUUGCUUGUGGGGAUACAUCCCAUAAUGAGGCUGCAGUCUUUGUGGUGGCCAUCCUUUGCAUUUCCAGCCCAUUUUUACUGAUCAUUGCUUCCUAUGGCAGAAUUCUAGCAGCUGUGCUGAUCAUGCCGUCACCUGAGGGCCGCCAGAAAGCCCUUUCCACCUGUUCUUCCCACCUACUUGUAGUAACACUCUUCUAUGGCUCAGGAUCUGUCACCUACUUGAGGCCCAAGGCUAGCCAUUCACCAGGAACAGAUAAACUCCUAGCCCUCUUCUAUACAGUGGUCACAUCCAUGCUCAACCCCAUCAUCUAUAGUUUGCGGAACAAAGAAGUCAAGGCAGCUCUCCAAAGAAUUCUGUGGGAGAAAAAGGUUCUGACUCAUGAGUAGAUCCUAGAGGGUCGUGCAAAUCUGCUCUUUGGAAAAGAUGCACCCGCAACUCAAGUGUAAAAAAAGAAAGAAGAAAAAACUGUGCUCUUCAAUCUGUUUUGUAAAGACCUUUCAUACAAGUGAUUGUAGUUUUGGGGACAUCUCUGUAUCCAGAGUUAAAGUUCUGAUUGCCAAAUUCUGGAAAGAGGUUGGUUAUGAAAUAAUUUUAUAGGUGAUUCCAACACUAGACAGGUUUUCCCUAAUAUUUUAGUCUAGGCUUAGAGUAUAAAUUGUUGGAUUAUACCUCAGAAGCCUGCCAAAUCCUGACUCUAUAGUCUUAGGAAUUUUCUAACCCCUGAAGGGCCCAUCUGACUUCUGCCCCGGUCACUGAGGGGAGUGUUCCCACAUACAUUUGUCCCACAUGACUCUUAUGUUC
This is a messenger RNA of Equus caballus (horse), 1672 nucleotides long. It is a transcript of the gene OR10AL40, whose product is annotated as olfactory receptor family 10 subfamily AL member 40. Lineage: Eukaryota; Metazoa; Chordata; Mammalia; Perissodactyla; Equidae. Gene Ontology annotation, biological process: G protein-coupled receptor signaling pathway; detection of chemical stimulus involved in sensory perception of smell. The record is from RefSeq and is a predicted model, not a curated record. Gene Ontology annotation, cellular component: plasma membrane. Gene Ontology annotation, molecular function: G protein-coupled receptor activity; olfactory receptor activity.